AUGAGCAUGCUAUCGACCACCCGUCGAGCUCUCUGCGGGCAGUCGUCCCUCGCAAUGGCCGCAUUACGACUCACCAUCUCCCGGACUAGCCUUCCCCUCGCAGCCGUGUUCCAUCGGCCAUCAUCUUCCUCUUCCACCGCAGCCCCACUCCAGCCCUCUAGCUCUCCUAAACCAGCGCACGCGGACCCCCUCAAUCCCGACAUUCCCCUCAAUCACCUCUCCCAACCUAUAACACCCCUCCCUCCGCCCCUCCCCUCCCUCGGUCCCUCCUCACCGAUAACCAGAGAAGCCCUACAUCGCCUACAUCGCCUUUCGGCGCUCAACCCACCGGAAGAGGGAUCGGCGGAAGAGGCGGAGCUGUUGAAGGGUCUCGGAGGGCUGGUGGGGCUCAUGGAAGCUGUCAAGGCGGUGGAGCUUCCGAAGGGGGAAGGAGGAUACGGUGCAUUGUUGGGUAGAGGGGUCGGGGAGCUGGUCUUGGACUUUGAUGAGUCAGAGGAUGCGCCAGAGAAGCGAGGUAGUGAGCCGAUGGAGAAGAUGGAGGUCCCGGGCGGGAGAAAGUUGUUAGAGUACGCUACGAGGCGUAAGGGGGAUUACUACGCUUCGCGCUUGCCUCAGAAGAUAGAGUAG
Molecule: messenger RNA, 627 nt
Organism: Dioszegia hungarica
Lineage: Eukaryota; Fungi; Basidiomycota; Tremellomycetes; Tremellales; Bulleribasidiaceae
Exons: 1
Coding region: 1-627 (208 amino acids)
Source: RefSeq, a predicted model, not a curated record